Scheffersomyces coipomensis is the source of this 1101-nucleotide messenger RNA. It is a transcript of the gene IDH2, whose product is annotated as isocitrate dehydrogenase (NAD(+)). Gene Ontology annotation, biological process: isocitrate metabolic process; tricarboxylic acid cycle. Gene Ontology annotation, molecular function: isocitrate dehydrogenase (NAD+) activity; NAD binding; magnesium ion binding. The record is from RefSeq and is a predicted model, not a curated record. Gene Ontology annotation, cellular component: mitochondrion. The transcript has a single exon. NCBI's taxonomy places the organism in Eukaryota, Fungi, Ascomycota, Pichiomycetes, Serinales, Debaryomycetaceae. Bases 1 to 1101 code for a protein of 366 amino acids.
AUGUAUAGACAAUUAGCUCACAGAUCAUCUCCAAUUGUUCCAAGAUUCACUAGAAGUUAUAUCGCUGGUCAAUUCACCGGUAAAAAAAAUGCCAAUGGUAAAUAUACUGUCACUUUAAUUGAAGGUGAUGGUAUUGGUGUUGAAAUCUCUCAAGCCGUUAAAGAUAUCUACGCUGCUGCCAAAGUUCCAAUUGAAUGGGAACCAGUUGAUGUUACUCCUUUAUUAAUUGAUGGUAAAACUACUUUACCUCAACAAGCUGUUGAUUCCGUUAAUAAGAAUUUAGUAGCUUUAAAAGGUCCAUUAGCUACCCCAGUUGGUAAAGGUCAUACUUCUAUGAAUUUAACUUUAAGAAGAGCCUUCAACUUAUUUGCCAAUGUUCGUCCAUGUAAAUCAAUUGUUGGUUAUGAUACUCCUUAUGAAAAUGUUGAUACUGUUUUAAUUAGAGAAAAUACUGAAGGGGAAUAUUCUGGUAUUGAACAUACUAUUGUUCCAGGUGUGGUUCAAUCUAUUAAAUUAAUUACUAGACCAGCUUCUGAAAAAGUUAUUAGAUAUGGUUUUGAAUAUGCUAAAUCCAUUAAUAAACCUCAUAUUUUAGUGGUUCAUAAAGCUUCAAUUAUGAAAUUAUCUGAUGGAUUAUUCGUUAAUACUGCUAAAGAAAUCGCUAAAGAAUAUCCUGAUGUUAAAUUAUCUUUUGAAUUAUUAGAUAAUACUUCAUUAAAAUUAACUCUUGAUCCAAAUGAUUAUAAAGAUGUGGUUAUGGUUAUGCCAAAUUUAUAUGGUGAUAUUAUGUCUGAUUUAUCAUCCGGUUUAAUUGGUGGUUUAGGUUUAACUCCAUCUGGUAAUAUGGGUAACAAAGUUUCUAUUUUCGAAGCUGUUCAUGGUUCUGCUCCAGAUAUUGCUGGUAAAGGGUUAGCUAAUCCAACUGCUUUAUUAUUAUCUUCAUGUAUGAUGUUAAGACAUAUGUCCUUAAAUGAAGAUGCUGAUAGAAUUGAAAAAGCUGUUUUAAAGACUAUUGCUUCUGGUCCAGAAAACAGAACUGGUGAUUUAAAGGGUACCGCUUCAACUUCUCAUUUCACUGAAAAAGUUAUCUCAAACUUAUAA